AUGGGUUUCUUCAGCAGCAACGAGAAGAGCGCGGCCGCCACACACCCCGUCAACCUCGACGUUACCUCACAAUCUGGCUCCGGCGCCGAGCAAGAUCGCUAUGGCGCACACUUUGGCGCAAGCACCGACAAGCUGAAGGAGGUUGGCAACAAGGGCCUCGACAAAUUGAAGCAGGCUGCUCUUGCAAAGGGCGAGGGCGCUGAGCAGGACCGUUACGCAUCACACUUCUCUCACCCAAAGGUUGGAGUCCUCGACACACAGAAGGUCACGAAGGCGGUCGAGAGCUUUUUGAGUGGAGGAAAGUCAAACCACGGUCUUGGCUACGAUGGUCAGCAGAGGGUUAGGUUGUUGGCAGCCAAGGGUACUGGUUCUGAGCAGGACAGGUUCGGAGCUCACUUCGGCCCCGGCCGCGAUGCCGUCGUAAAUGCUGCGCAGUCGAUAAAGCAGGGCGCAAAGGAAACUCUUGAAAGGAGGUAG
Dothidotthia symphoricarpi CBS 119687 is the source of this 477-nucleotide messenger RNA. RefSeq lists its product as uncharacterized. The transcript has 2 exons. The record is from RefSeq and is a predicted model, not a curated record. Bases 1 to 477 code for a protein of 158 amino acids. NCBI's taxonomy places the organism in Eukaryota, Fungi, Ascomycota, Dothideomycetes, Pleosporales, Dothidotthiaceae.